Chanos chanos (milkfish) is the source of this 2796-nucleotide messenger RNA. RefSeq names its product extracellular leucine-rich repeat and fibronectin type III domain containing 2a (gene elfn2a). Gene Ontology annotation, cellular component: plasma membrane. The record is from RefSeq and is a predicted model, not a curated record. Gene Ontology annotation, molecular function: protein binding. NCBI's taxonomy places the organism in Eukaryota, Metazoa, Chordata, Actinopteri, Gonorynchiformes, Chanidae. The transcript has a single exon. The coding region runs from base 1 to 2796 and encodes 931 amino acids.
AUGGCCAGCAGGUUUUAUCUCCCUCAGACUUCUCCAUCCACUCUCUUGUUCUUCCUUCUCCCUUUGCUCUUGCUCCACCACUUUCCCAGCAUGGUGGAAGGCGAUUGUUGGCUUAUUGAAGGAGACAAAGGCUACGUGUGGCUGGCCAUUUGCAGUCAGAACCAACCUCCAUACGAGACAAUCCCACAGCAUAUCAACAAUACAGUGCAUGACUUACGUCUGAAUGAGAACAAGCUCAAGGCUAUCAUGUUUGCCUCACUGAGCCGCUUCACCAACUUGACAGACCUCAAUCUCACAAAGAAUGAGAUUUCCUAUAUUGAAGAUGGUGCCUUUGCUGGGCAGGCCAAUCUUCAGGUUUUGCAACUCGGCUACAACAAGCUGACCAAUCUCACUGAGGGAAUGUUGCGGGGCCUUGGUCGAAUGCAGUGCCUCUUUCUGCAGCACAAUCUCAUCGAGGUCAUUGCCACUAAUGCCUUCUGGGAGUGUCCAAGUCUCAGCAGUCUGGAUCUAUCCUCCAAUAAGCUGGCAAAGCUGGAUCCCUCCACCUUCUCUGUUUUGGGACGGCUUAUGGUAUGUGAGCUGGCAGGGAAUCCCUUCCAUUGUGGCUGUGAGCUGUAUAGCUUUCUUACUUGGUUGCAGGACUUCAACAAUGUCACCCACACCUAUGACAGGCUACAGUGUGAGACUCCCCGGGAGCUCUUUGGCUACCCUCUGCUAAGUCCAGUCACCAACCAUGGACGCAAUGCUCGCUCGAUCCUGUCAUCCAUGUGCAAGGAUGGGGUUAUUGUACCAGACAUGACCUCCCUGCCUCCUGACCUGGAUGCUUCAGGCUUGGGAUUAGACAUCUCAGAGAAGAUGGGACCUUACCACGAGCCUACUGCUUCAUCUACCACCAACCCCACCUCCAUCCCAACUAUCAAAGUACAGACUUUAUCACUCCACUCAGCCUCCCUAUUGGUGCAGAUCCCUCGGCCCUUCAGCAAAAUGUACAUUCUGGUGCAGUACAACCACACCUACGUAUCUGAUGUUAUGAACCUGAAGAAAAAGAAGGAGCUCAUCACCCUUAACAACCUAAAACCCAAUACAAACUACACUUUCUGUGUUGCUUCUAUUCGCAACUCGCAGAGGUACAAUCACACAUGCAUGCAUUUUGCCACUCGUGCAGCUGGGCCGAAUGAUAUGCCGCCUAACCCCUCUACCACCACCCAUUACAUUAUGACCAUUCUGGGCUGCCUGUUCGGAAUGGUCAUUGUGUUGGGUUUGGUGUACUACUGCCUCCGCAGGCGGCGUAUGCAGGAGGAGAAAGAGAAAUCCAUCAGCGUCAAGAAAACCAUCUUGGAAAUGAGAUACGGUCCAGAGGCAGCGGCUGCCGCAGCCAAUGACCCUUCAGCCUUACAGAAGCUGCAUGAACAAGGCCAUCAUCAGCACCACCAUGGCAAAAUGCCACCCUCCACUUCCUCCAGCUUAGGCAUGCUUCAUAGCUCAGCCAACACCAGUUCAUCACGGCUAUCCUCCCUGCCUCAAGUGGAAAAGAUGGCUACUGCCUUCUCAGAGGCUAUGGCCACUAGUAAGGGUAACUAUAUGGAUGUGAGGACAUCAGCAGGUGGGGAGGAGCGAAUCAGGGAUGGAGGAGUAGUAGGGGUGGGAGAGGAAGUCAUGAGGGAGGGGGGUGGGAUGGACGUGGGUGAGGACUCUGAUGAUGAUGGCCGGGGCUCAACUUCAGAGAUCUCCACCAUUGCAAAGGAGGUAGACAAAGUCAACCAGAUCAUCAACAACUGUAUUGAUGCACUUAAAUUGGAUUCUGUAGCAGUUGCAGCUGCAGCAGCAGCAGCUGCUACCACAGCAGACAACUCUGCCUCUCCACCUCCUUCCUGUGUCACGUCACUGGCUCGGGGGCUCAUUCCCCUUUCUCCAACAAUCACAGAGACAUGUCAGAUGCUUGCCUCUCCUAAAAUCCCCCCUCCACCUGCCAUUCCCCUGGUCCUGCCACUAUCUGAGAGACCAGGAAUUAGUGGAGGGGGCUUUCUGUCCCCUCCAUAUAGGGACCCACCACCUGCAACAGCUGUGCGCCCCUUGCAGAGGCAGCUGAGUGCUGAUGCUGCGGUUGUUGUUCCCAGCUCUGUCAAGAAUCGGUGCAGUGUCUCCUCUGGGGGAUCUGUCAAGAGUGCUCGCGUUUUCAGUCUUGACGUCCCUGAGCCUUGCAGCCCGGAUGCCUGCAAGUACCCAGAGAAAGGCAGUCCCCUGGGGUGUGGGGAACCUCUGGACAGGCUUCCUCUGGUGGGUGUUCAGGGAAGUGGUGGUGGCGGGGGAGGAGGUGGCAACGGGGGAGGAGGGGGUGGCGGUGGUGGCAGUGGUGGUGGGGGUGGAUGUGGUGGUGUAAGUGGUGGAGGUGGGGGCACAGCGCAACAACACCACCUAGAGGUGCACCCAGAUUACCACUGCUCAGAGCACCGACACUCCUUCCCUGCCCUCUACUAUGAGGGUGCCAUCGACUCCCCUGCCCAGAAGCCCUCCUUCCUCAAGCCCCUCUCACGCACCAAGAGGGACGCUGCCUAUUCCCAGCUCUCACCACGCCAUCACAACUACUCGGGAUACUCCUCCAGUCCCGAGUACUCAUCAGAGAGCACUCUAAAGAUCUGGGAGCGUUUCCGCCCGUACAAGAAGAGUCCUAGGGAGGAGGCAUCCUACAUUGCAGCCGGUCAUGCCCUCCGAAAGAAAGUCCAGUUUGCUAAGGAUGAGGAUCUGCAUGACAUCCUUGACUACUGGAAGGGGGUGUCGGCGCAGCAAAAACUGUGA